AUGGAACUGAACGAUUUCCCGGCAGAGGUGCUGGGUCUUAUCCUUCGAUCGCUCUUCGACGAGAAGGGUGAGUACGGCGAAUUCGUGCACGGCGACCAUGACAUCGCCAACGCCCGAUUGGUGUGUCGGAAAUGGAACACGCUUGCGACACCUCAUCUCUUCGAGACCAUCACGCUUGUACACCAUGAUGCCCCGGAAGCCGACUUUGACGAGGACGAAGAUGUAGAAGAAGCAGACAGCAGCGAAUUUCGAAUCUGGAACAAGAUGGUCGACAAUGACACCAUCCGCAACGUGGCUCAGUGCGCGGUGAUCAGGAGUGCCCCCGAAGAUUUGGCAAAUGACGGUGACUGGGAGAUCUGGGAGGACUGGAAGAACAAGGGCGAGUUCCCACGAUUCACUAAUGCUGUGGCCCGUAUCACUGAGUUGAAGAACUUGAGAAUGUUGCACCUGUACUUCGGCGACAAAUGCAGAGGGGAAAGGGCAGAGUCUACGGCUUGGGAUGAUGGAUGGGAGGACGGCGUUGAGCCUCUUGGUGCUCGAUCCGCAACUCUCAAGACGGUCUUCAACGCGAUGGCAACCCGGGCUAAGGAUUCAGAUGCCACCAACAUACGAUGGCUGAGACUGGAGAACGUGCAAAAUACUUCCCUCGAAAGCCUGGUUACGUCGGAGAUGGCAGACACAGUCAAACACAUCACUCGGCUGGAUCUCCUGGUUCUGGAAGAAUGCAACGAGCACGGUCCCGACCACGACCUUUAUUGCAAGGAGCGAUGGCUAUUCGAACCUCACCUACAAAAGGAGAUCUUGCCAAAACUCUCCGACUCUCUGACGACAUUGACUCUUGGCUUUCAAGAGUACUGGGGAACUGCUCCUGGUUACUUUGAUGGAAAGGGACUGGAAUUCCCGCAUCUCAUGACGCUCAACCUCAUCAAUUUCGUCAUUUCCCACCAUGACCACUUCAACUGGGUCUUGGCGCAGACAUCCUUGACAACUCUGCGCUUGCUCAACUGCCGCAUCGCCUCUCACCUGCGUAUCCAUGGCGAACUACUGACUAAGUCGGGCACGCCUACCCAUGAUUGGGAACGAUGCCCGCAUGGCGCAUUUGGUUUCACGUUCAACGACGACCGUGUUUACACGUUCUCAGGGAGGUGGGAAACCAUUUUCAACAGCAUCCACACAAAGCUCACGAAUCUCACCGACUUCUACUUCGAUACUAGCAGCGUGGAACAGAAAGAAUGGCUGGGAUUGGUGGUCAUCAAGAAGUUCUCCGCCAAUCACUAG
Messenger RNA from Colletotrichum chrysophilum, 1278 nucleotides. RefSeq lists its product as uncharacterized. The coding region runs from base 1 to 1278 and encodes 425 amino acids. The record is from RefSeq and is a predicted model, not a curated record. Lineage: Eukaryota; Fungi; Ascomycota; Sordariomycetes; Glomerellales; Glomerellaceae. The transcript has 2 exons.